Molecule: messenger RNA, 423 nt
Organism: Trypanosoma theileri
Lineage: Eukaryota; Euglenozoa; Kinetoplastea; Trypanosomatida; Trypanosomatidae
Exons: 1
Coding region: 1-423 (140 amino acids)
Source: RefSeq, a predicted model, not a curated record
AUGGGAAGAAUUCGGGAAGAGUUUAGAAACACAUGUCCACCAGCAUGGACCCAGCGCGGACUUUGUUUGGAGCACGGCGAAUUAUGGAAACGCUGGUGCGAUCCCUCCUUACAAAAUCGGGUUGCCAAUAUGCAUACUCCCGAUUGGCCUACUUUCGAGGCCAAGUAUCUGUACUCUGUUUUUUCAGCUUUUCAGAAUAUUGGUUGGGAGAAAGGGGUGCUCGACGCGAAAUGGGAUGAAUAUCACAGAACUUACGCAGCAACGGCUGCGACCCUUGAAGCUUACAAGGAAGCAUUGAACCGGCGCGACGCAGAUUUUCACAGCCGUAACGCAGCGUUCCAAGCGUAUGUGGAACAGGCGAGGCAAGAACUCGAGCGCCGAGACCAACAGCUGGAGGCCAAAUCACAGGAAUUAUCGCGUUAG